AUGAAAGCCUCGGAUCCUCCGACACUCAACCUUCGGGCCGCCGAAGACGCGAAGAAGGCCAUGGAUCUCCGGGUCGAUGGCAUGGCCCCAGCUGCGGACCAUGGCGAAGACGAACAAGAACAAGAAGACGUGGAGGCGGACAAGUGUGGGUCGCCUGACUCGCCCGCAACGGGGUCUUUGCUGCUAGAUGAUGGCCAGAGUAUCGUCAAUUCAGAUCAAGACUCGGUUGAAGCACCUCGAGACGUCGACUCAUUGUUCAGCGGUGGCGAGAUCAGUUUCGAAAUGUCUCCGUUGCGUGCCCAAAACAGUGACGAUGACGACGACGACUUCCCAGCUUUCCCUUCACCUAUCCAGAACACUGACGAUGGCAAGGAAACGCCUAGCAGGCCGGGAGAUGUCCUCGCCGGGCUUCACCUGCAGAAUGUCGCCAUUAGGAAGCUGCGCCGCUCAAGGCACCCUGGGACGGACAAGGUCAGGAAGGACGAGGACGCGAACAAGAACGAUAACGCGACAAAGGACGAGUUGCUGAACUCGAAUGACAUUCUCGCUUCGAAGGCCGACACAACCACCAUCGGCCAUGCGGCCCAAGAGCUCUUCACCAAGAUCCAACAGCAGCUCAGUCAAGACGCCUGGCUCACUGAUGAUGUGGUCGACGCCUUGAUCCGCGUUGUGGUUAACUAUUACACGAAGCCUCAGCCCUCACGCAAAGUCACCGUCAUGUACAGCCUAGCCCUCGACAUUGAAUCUCCCACCGAGCCUUCUUUCAAACUGCUGCGCCAUCUCGGUCUCGAGCCUGGCAUCCAGUCCCAUUCAAUAUACAUCCCACUACACCACAAAAAGAGGACCCCUCAUUGGACCUUGGCCAUCUUGCAAGCCGACCAGACGAAGGUCAAAAUCACACACUUGGACUCCGUUCCCGACCAGCGUGCCCACAUCAGAAUGAUGGCCACAGCUGCGGCCGGCUUGCCGCCAUGCUGGCAAGAAUACACCACACGCCGUGGCGAGCAUCCACCAAGCUCACCCGUUGGGACAGCAGCAGCCCGCAAGCGAAAAGCAGCGUUGUUCAGCGAUGCCGGCUCGGAGACAGACCACAGCGCGCCGCCGCCGCCGUCCAAGACUACGAAACUUGAAAGGGAUGCUGCGUGGUGUGCCGCCCAGCUGAUACCUGAAGCGGAACUCGAGGCCGCCCGAGCAGAUGUCCAGACCGUCGAGUCACAACUAGCAGCGCACCAACAGCAAGUCCGCGACGAUGAGAUCAGGAUGCGAGACGCUUACGUCAGUAUUGAGAAGCAAAAGGCGCUGCACGAUGCUGCGGGGUUUCUGGCUUCCAUUAUGGCGGCCGCGCACAAGGUGACGACGACAGGCAACGAGACGACUGUUCCUGGCGCUGAUGGCGACACCGCAAGUACGGUUCGUGGCGUCCAUAGGGCCGAACUCGCCGUCGUGGCCAACAAAAUCAGCGACACUGCGUCCUUGAUGCCUAUUGGCGCCGGAUUCCACCCAGUUCCUCUUGAUGAAAGUCGCAUUGCACUGACUGCCGCCGAAGCUGAAUACCGAGCUGCAGUUGUCGCCGCAAGACAGUCAAAUGCAGCUCUUCAUGGUCUCAAGGCACGCUUACAUGCAACAAAAGCGUUGGUUAAACAACAAGAAGGGUUGAAGUUGAUUCAGCGUGGGCUGGCAAUGAUUGCAGAGGGUGGCGGUAAUGUUACACAAGUAUAA
Molecule: messenger RNA, 1719 nt
Organism: Colletotrichum higginsianum IMI 349063
Lineage: Eukaryota; Fungi; Ascomycota; Sordariomycetes; Glomerellales; Glomerellaceae
Exons: 4
Coding region: 1-1719 (572 amino acids)
Biological process (GO): proteolysis
Molecular function (GO): cysteine-type peptidase activity
Source: RefSeq, a predicted model, not a curated record